This is a messenger RNA of Myxozyma melibiosi, 2252 nucleotides long. RefSeq lists its product as uncharacterized. Gene Ontology annotation, biological process: regulation of transcription by RNA polymerase II. Gene Ontology annotation, molecular function: DNA-binding transcription factor activity, RNA polymerase II-specific; zinc ion binding. The coding region runs from base 88 to 2058 and encodes 656 amino acids. The record is from RefSeq and is a predicted model, not a curated record. Lineage: Eukaryota; Fungi; Ascomycota; Lipomycetes; Lipomycetales; Lipomycetaceae. The transcript has a single exon.
GCUCGCUGCGCCCAAAAACAUCUCCUCCGCGCCAUCGUCGCCCUGCUCGAUCAAGUUCCGUCGACCCCCAGCACGUUCGUGGAGUAUAUGCCCGUUACGCCCGAGAACGGCUUCACGGCCGCGAAUAACCCGCUCUCAAAGCCUGCUUCCGUGCUCUCAGACACCCGCGCCCCGGUCGUCCCUGCUCCUAAUCCGACCGCGAUGAAGGACAAUCGCGCGAAGCGCAAACGCGUGGUGCUCGAAGACGGCAACGGCUCCCAGUCCGAACCGGAGACCUCUGAAGAUGACGAGAGUCUGGACGGAAACAGCAACGACAAUGACAUCGACAGCAAACCCCCCGACAGCAAAGAUUUAUACAGCCAGCACUUGCACCACCAGCCGAGCGAAUCCUCCCAAGGCGGCAGCAGCAGCAGCAGCAACAACGAGAACCUCAACCCCGGCGGCGACGCCGCCCGCGCGCGUCAGGCUGCUGCGAUCGAGAACCUGCUUAAUCAGGCCAGCUCGUCAAUUGGCCGUCGCUCGCACGUCAAGUCUCGCAACGGGUGCCUGAUAUGCAAGCGCCGCAAGAUUAAAUGCGACGAGACGCGUCCGCAGUGCCGCAACUGUGUUCGCCAUAAUGUGACCUGCUCGUUUGCGUCUGGCGGUACUCCUGGUAGCAGAGGUGGAGGAGCCGGUGCUGGAGGCGGAGCGAGCGGGAGGAGUUCAGUGACCUCGUCGCCUGUCAUUGUGCACGCGUCUCCUGUUCCUUCUCAUAUGCACAACCAGUUCAUCUCGUCGCAAGCCACCUCAGCAGCCGCUACUGCGGCCGCGACCACUGCCGACACCUCCCUUCCUUCUUCUUCUUUAUCUUCGACUUCCAAUGCACCACCCCCACAGUACCAACGCCCGCCGCAGAUCCCAAUCUCGAUCCCUGUCCCAGGCGUCCUUCCCGGCCUAGCAACCCGCUUCUUCGCCGGCGGCGUCACGCCAAACUCCUCCUUUGCAGCCGGCCUCUCUGCGCGCUCGUCGGCCACGACAUUCUCGACUCCGCCCGCGUUCGACGCCGCCUCAAACACGGGCGCACCACGAAACGCAAACGGCGAGGCGCCAAACCUGACUGCGAUCCCGUCGCCUCACACCGUUCUCGGCCAGCCGUUUGGCAACGCGAUCGCGACGCAGCAGUUGGCGCUCUUGACAAACUAUAUUCUCAACACCUCAAAGUCUCUCUCAAACAAUUUCAACCCGCGCUCGGUUUAUAUGUGGACGCACGAAGUGCCUGCGAUGGCGUGCGAGUUUGAUUUCAUGAUGUACUCGAUCCUCGCGCUAUCGGCUACGCAUCUGCAGUAUCUUCGAAACGACAUCUCGUACGAGAACAUUGCGGUCUAUUACCGCCACCGCGCGAUUGAGUCGUUCCGAAACAACAUUGUCAGCGAUGUGACGGAGAAAACACCGACGAUGCUCGAAGCACUCAUCAUCGCCGGCGCUCUAGUCUCUGUCGACGCGUUCGCGUACGUCGAAGUCGGCGAGUACUCAAACAACCGGGCGGUCUCGCUCGACCGCUGGCUGCCGCUUCUGCUGGGUAUCAAAGCGGUGGUGAUCGAGUCCGACAAUAUGAACGAAGGACACACCUCGCUGCAUUGGAACCCGCACAUCCACUUCCUGCCCGUCGGCGAGCGCUCGCUGCUGUACCUCUCCAACCUGAUUGACAAGCGCGCGACCGAGCUCAAUCAACGAGAGCUGACGUAUAUGUGCGAGCGCCCGAUUCGCGUGCUCGAGCAGCUGAUUACGUUCAACGAUACCGAGUUUGUGGAGCUCGGCGCGGGUCUGAUUCGGUAUAUCAUGACGUGGCCGUUCGUGUGCUCGGACGAGUUCAUCCAGAAGCUGAAGAACCACGAGCUGGUGCCGCUCGCGAUCUACGUGCAUUAUCUGGCGGUCAUGAGUUUUACAAAAGUUUGGUGGCAGGAUCUGAGGGUGAAGAAUGACGUGCGGAUGAUUUGUAAGAUCUUGGGAAGAGACUGGGAGCCGUGGUUGGAGUGGCCGCGGGCAUAUUUCGAUUUUAAUCUGUGGGGCGAUGAUUAGAGGCGGGAGUAAUAGCAACAACAAAGCCAAGACGCGGUUCUUCUAUUAAACAUUUACGACAUUUCAUAAAUUUGCUUGGAAGUAGAUAAUGUCCCAGAUUAGUUAACUUAGUUAGCAGGCGGGAUAAUGACUAUUGUGUUGUGGCGUGCGGCUUUUUGGGUUUUGGGAGAGCUGCGCGCAGAGAUGAAAAAGAU